Trichoderma asperellum CBS 433.97 is the source of this 1056-nucleotide messenger RNA. RefSeq lists its product as uncharacterized. Gene Ontology annotation, biological process: calcium ion transmembrane transport; intracellular calcium ion homeostasis. Gene Ontology annotation, molecular function: calcium:proton antiporter activity. The record is from RefSeq and is a predicted model, not a curated record. Gene Ontology annotation, cellular component: fungal-type vacuole membrane. Lineage: Eukaryota; Fungi; Ascomycota; Sordariomycetes; Hypocreales; Hypocreaceae.
AUGCUCACUCCUGGCAGCUAUUCCAAUCUUCUCCUCGUCUUUAUCCCUCUGGGCAUAACUUUUGGUGUGCAGAAUAGAACUCCAGAACUCAUCUUCUGGUUCAACCUCCUGGCCAUCAUCCCGCUCUCAAAACUCAAUCUUCGCAAACUCCGCAGGCUGUCGUGCACGUUAGGCCCUUUGGGCGGUGGAUUUCUGCAUGCCAUUUUAGAUAAUGCGCCGUUAUUAAUCGUAGGCAUUGCGGCCAUCCAAAACGGCGCAGCCCAUAUUGCGCAAUCCUGCAUCCUUGGAAGUGUCUUGGCCAAUCUUCUUCUCGUUGUUGGGUGGUGUUUCUUGGUCGGGAGCAUCCGUCAGAGUGAAUUGAUAUUUAAUACCACGUUUGCAUCAACAGCGUCAUCUCUGAUGAUUGUUGCAUCAACGUCCCUCGUGGUUCCGUCUGCCAUUUCUGAGAUGCAGUGCAGGGCCGACGCCGAUUGCGAAGAUCAACUGAUACGAAUGUCGCGCUCUGUUUCUGUAGCUCUUUUAUUUCUUUUUGUUAUAUAUCAGCACUACCGAUGGCGGUCUCACCGAUGGCUAUUCCUAGAAGGCACACCAUCUGGGUUGGAUGAUGAGCACGAUAUAAGUCGGAUAUUGCUAGGAAUUUUCGAGGGACUGCUUCUUAUCUCCGUCCUGGGGCUUUCUUCGCUAUCUGCAUACUUUCUCUUGCGGACACUGAGUUUAGUAACAGACUCUGUUUUUAUCAGCGACAAGACAGUCAGUUUUGUCCUCUUACCGCUGUCCACCGAUGGGCCAGCUCGAGUAGAAGCCAUUGUGGCAGCAUACCGAAACAGCAUGACUACGGCUCUAGAAUUCGCAAUUGGUCGAAGCAUGAAUGCCGCCUUGUUCGUUACUCCCAUGUUAGUCCUCUUCUCAUGGGCAGCUCAGUCCAGCACUCCAAUGACUUUGCACUUCCCAACUUUAGAGACAAUUUCCAUUUUUCUUGGUACGCUAUUGGUUGCCGAGCUGUGCCGCGACGGCAAAAGCAAUUACUUGGAGGGUGCCAUGUGCCUUGUCACGUAA